Messenger RNA from Quercus robur (English oak), 3161 nucleotides. RefSeq lists its product as uncharacterized. Bases 487 to 2814 code for a protein of 775 amino acids. The record is from RefSeq and is a predicted model, not a curated record. The transcript has 4 exons. NCBI's taxonomy places the organism in Eukaryota, Viridiplantae, Streptophyta, Magnoliopsida, Fagales, Fagaceae.
GUACGUUGAUCCAAACACCCAAAACUCACUCUCUCUCUCUGUCCGCUCCGCACUGUAAACAGCAGAUGAGUGCUUCAAAAAUCUCAGAAACAAAAAUCCAACUUAGUCUAAAAACAAAAGAUCAGACACAAACCAAACACAUAAAAAAACCUUAAAAACAUGAAAGCUUUUCUAAAAUAACUGGAAAAAAAAAAAGAUCCUCUCGUUUUGAAGCUAUUUCCGUACGCGUUUUUAGUUCUUCCUCUACUUCCAAUCAGAUCCAUUUUUCUCCUUAAACCCUUCAAUCUAAGCCCCUCUACUUCUCUCUAUUUCUCAGUAUAAGGAGCACUGGUUUUUCAUGAAACCAAGGAUUUGGACUAUAACUAGUUUCUUGGACUUGAAGAUGGACGGCCAAGAUUGAGUUUUGAGAUCAAAGUUUCUUCCUUUUUGUUGGUUCUGUGUUUUUUUUUGUUUUGGUUAUUGUUGUUGUUGGUGUUUUUUUGUGAGAUGGGAAGUACUUCUGGUGAGGCUAAAUCCAACGUCAUCGAUGCGUCGGUGGGCGGUUUGGUUUGGGUCCGACGCCGGAACGGGUCGUGGUGGCCGGGUCGGAUAAUGGGAAUCGACGAGUUGUCUGAAGGCUCUUUGGUUUCACCAAGAUCGGGGACUCCUGUCAAGCUGUUGGGCCGCGAGGACGCAAGCGUGGAUUGGUAUAAUCUUGAAAAAUCGAAGAGGGUGAAGGCAUUUCGUUGUGGGGAGUAUGAAGAAUGUAUUGAAAAAGCAAAGGCUUCUGCAGCUAAUUCCAAUAAAAAAGCCGUUAAAUAUGCUCGAAGGGAAGAUGCCAUUCUCCAUGCUCUUGAGAUUGAGAGUGCCCGCCUUGGCAAGGAUCGUUUGGACUUCUUUAGAAGAGAGAAUUCAGGUGGUGACCAUGGUAGCUCAGCUAAAGAGUCACCUAAUAUGUCCCACUCUGUUGAAGAAAAUGGGGAUGUGGGUGACAAUGUGAGUGGUUCUGAAGACAAUUCAAAUUCAGCACCAGAGUUAUCUCAAUCUGGUAUAUCUUUUGAAGAGCCAAAUCAUAAUAGUUCUGCUAAGGUGCAAUCUGUCCAGGGAAGAAGAAGAAAAACCCCAAAUGACUCGGAGGAUGACGGAACAGAAGGAGUUAAGCGUAUGAGAGGACUUGAGGACCUUGGCAUGGGUGUAGUGUCGAAAAGGAAGGCUGGGGGGGUGCUUGAUACGGUUCAACAAGAUAAUGCUCCACUCUGUGAUUCUAGCACUGGGAAUUGCAUAUCUAAUGGAAGUCCUGUCAAUGGUAGCAAAGGUUAUUCGACAUCACUCAAAAGAAAGAGAUCUCAAGUGGCGAAUGUUCAUGAAUUCUUGAAAAAGAAAAACCGUCGCCGACCAUUGACAAAGGUUUUGGAGAGUACAGCCAUGGUGUCUGUUCCAGUUAUUUGCGAUCAACUUCCCAGUUCAAGUGAUUCACCUCGUCAGGGUAUAUCUGAUGGCAGGGUUUCAGGAUUAGAAUCUAAUGAGUCAAAGAAAUCUAUGAUUAUUAACAAUAAUUCGGACAGCACUGUAGUUUCAUGUGAGAAUGGAACCCCUUUAAAGGCUUCUGAACAGGCUUGUGAUGCUUCCCAUAUCAAUUACAAGAUAAAGGAGAAUGAAAUUUCUAGCAUAAAUGGGUUAGCUGAGAAUGAUUCUUCUGACAGGUUAUUUGAUGUGCCAUUUGUUGGGGUCCUUGAGGAGGAAAAGCACGCUGCAGGUUUUUCUCCUAUACCUGUGUCUUGUUCCUCUGGAAGGUCUCAUGUUGGUGCAUUGGGAAGGCAAUCCAGUCAAAGUAGUCGAGCUGAAGCUGCAUCUUUGAGAAAUGAGGGACUUAAUGAAUCUGGUUCUACCAGUUUAGCCAAUGUUGAUGUUACUAUAGAGAAAGAUACUUCAAAGUGGCAGUUAAAAGGAAAGAGGAAUUCAAGACAUUUAGGUAAAAAUAGAAAACAGGACUCCAGAAAAUAUGUGGACAUGGAUGAUGGUAUAGAGCACUCGGAGGGUUCAGAUCAGAAAGUUGAUUGCAAUGGCAUUGGUGGGUCCCCUGCUUCGUAUAAUUGUACCUUACGAGCAAAGUGCAAACCAGUUGCUGAAGGUCAGGUUGAUGGGUUACGGGACUGGAACAAGCAUAUUUCUCCGAGGGAUUCUCAUAUGAGAGGGACAGUCACUGAGGGGAAGCUAUCACCUGAUGGUUCCGUGACACCUCAAAGGUCACUUCCAUUUCGUCAGUCCCGCUUUACAGUUCACUCCAGAUAUCAGAUACCAGAUUAUCCUGUCAGAAAUAUUUGCACGGAUGCUUCAUUAUAUGAUGUCAAGCUUGAGGUGAAAGCCAACAGCUAUCGUCCUCAGCAUGUCCCACUGGUUUCCCUCAUGAGUAAGUUGAAUGGUAAAGCCAUUGUUGGUCACCCUCUCACAGUUGAGGUUUUGGAUGAUGGCCAUUGUGUGGGUCUGUUGAGCAGCAUGCAGUGCAAUCUGGAAGUUGGUGAAAUGCGUGCUACUGUUAAGCCAAAUUUGGUAACUGGAAGAGUUCAUACCAAGCAUGUUGCAUUGCAACAACGUUUUUCACCAACCAAAUCAUCAAAAGUAAAGAAAUCUGGGUUAUUGUCCAAAAAGAUUCGGAAAUUGUCAUCAUUGACUGGUCACAAGCAGUCCGAAGAUGAGCGGAAACCAGUGGUAGAUAAGCCCAAAGGUACUGUUGUAUCCUGUAUCCCACUAAAAAUAGUCUUCAGUAGAAUAAAUGAAGCAGUGAAUGGAUUGGCACGGCCAACACACCGUGUAUUAACAUCUAGCAACCCGUGAAUUUGGUUGGGGAGAAGCAGUUGCUGGAUUCUACCCCUAAAUUUGGUUCUUUGCUAUUUUAGGUAUUUUGAUUCAGUUCAGCAGUCUAGUUCCUGCUUUAUUUUAACUGUGCUCGGUUUUGCAGCACUGUAUAUUCUGCCCCAAAGGUAGAAUUCUUCUGUACAAUUUCGUGCAUUUCCUUGUUGUAGAACUGGUAGGAGUACGAUAAAUGGAGGCUUCUCUUGGGUUUUGUAUAUAAUGUAACAUUAGCUGAGGUGUAAAGAUGGUGAUCUGGUAUUAGGUAUUGGUGACCUGAUAUUAGUUAUUUUAAUUUAUGAAUUCAGGUUGAUUCAAAGGCAAUAACUUCA